This is a messenger RNA of Vitis riparia (riverbank grape), 1020 nucleotides long. RefSeq lists its product as uncharacterized. NCBI's taxonomy places the organism in Eukaryota, Viridiplantae, Streptophyta, Magnoliopsida, Vitales, Vitaceae. The transcript is spliced from 3 exons. Bases 403 to 771 code for a protein of 122 amino acids. The record is from RefSeq and is a predicted model, not a curated record.
AAGGGCUUUCGAGCUGUGUAUUUAUAAGAUAAUGAAAGGAUUUUAUAUUUUAUAAAUCACACUGAUAGAUUUCAAUAAUAUUGUAGGCUCGUAGCCAUAUAAUGCCAUUGUGAAAUGUUAACAUAUCCUCUUCAUAUCUGUUUGUAUCCUGUGCAGCUUUCCAGCAUUUUUUGUUUUUAAUGCAACUGUCAGAAGUCAAUACAAAUGCAAGGCUGAAUUUAUUUUUAGUUUAAGUAGAAUUCUCCAUUUAUUUUAAGAAUACUAGAUACCUUUCACACACAGAAUACAUUUGAAUAAUGGCUUUGUUUCUUUCUAGAUAGUAUGUAUAUAUGGGUCAUCCUUUGAUAACCUUUAAAGCUGUUGAUGUUUUUACAGAAUUAUUAGCUUUCUAACCAGACCCACAUGGACCCCAAGGGCAUAAGACAUUGUAGCCCCAUUAUAUGGAUUAGGCAAGUAAAGUUGAUUGGUUGGGGUCUUGGUGAAAAGCUUUUUAUACUUUGUAGAUGGGUGCAAUUGGCAGUUUCAAUCCAGCUGAUGAGUUGGGACUCCAGUAACUACCACUUAGAAGACUUGGGGAACUUGUAUCCCGGUAUCCAUCUAAGCUUUACGAAGACUGGAGAUGAAGCUGUAAACCCCGUGUGUGAUGCACGGGAAGCACAAGCUUAUUGCAGGCUUGUAAUUUGUUUGCGUGGGCAUAAGCUGCCAUGUCACGAGGAAGCACGCAGUCUCCGCAUUCCUCACUCAGCCUCCCAAACUCUUGGCAGCUGUUAAUAUAAAACCGAGCACACCAGUCUUCUAGACGCUCUGGUUUCCAUCAUCAUCAAGGUUUGAGGAAUCUUUACUGAAAAUAUAUUUUUACUUUAAAAGCAACUUGAUGGGUUUUGGCUCCCUCUCCAUGUUCUUUAUUAUCCAUUCACUAAAAUAAAUAAAAGAAAGACCAGGAGUUUGGAUUUGGAGCCAACCAGCUGAUGGCUGGUUUGUUUGUUCAUCAAACCCAGAAAAGGAUAUCAGCUUAGAUUC